AUGAAACCGAUUUCAUCCCUCUUAACUACCUUGGUCGCCGGUAACAUGGUUAGUGCCAAGUACAACGUCGAAAUUCCCGCUGAUGCGGUCUGGGUCACCAACUGGGACGAGUUACAUGCUGCCCCUCAAUUCGGAGGAGUUCUCCUGCCCAAAUACGGAGGCUUUGUCAUUGAAGUCGAUGAGAAAAUUGUCUUGGCUACAGAUGAGAAAAUGAGCAAGGAAGUGCUCGACUUGCUCACGGAUUUGGAGAAGAGUGAGACACAGCCUGACGACGAGCAGACGACUCCCAACAAGAGAGAUCUGGAAACUCGAGGUUAUGGAAAUAGAUGUUCUCACCCUCCUUGCUUUGGUCCGGGGCUUUGCUCUCAGUACUCUCAUUGUCAUGUGUGUGCUGGACUUACUGGGGCGGUUUUCAAGAGGGGCAGGUGCAUUUGA
Molecule: messenger RNA, 435 nt
Organism: Fusarium proliferatum ET1
Lineage: Eukaryota; Fungi; Ascomycota; Sordariomycetes; Hypocreales; Nectriaceae
Exons: 2
Coding region: 1-435 (144 amino acids)
Source: RefSeq, a predicted model, not a curated record